Messenger RNA from Cyprinus carpio (common carp), 2464 nucleotides. RefSeq names its product calcium voltage-gated channel auxiliary subunit gamma 1a. Lineage: Eukaryota; Metazoa; Chordata; Actinopteri; Cypriniformes; Cyprinidae. Gene Ontology annotation, biological process: calcium ion transmembrane transport; regulation of calcium ion transmembrane transport via high voltage-gated calcium channel. Gene Ontology annotation, molecular function: voltage-gated calcium channel activity; calcium channel regulator activity. Gene Ontology annotation, cellular component: membrane; L-type voltage-gated calcium channel complex. The record is from RefSeq and is a predicted model, not a curated record.
CAGUUUGAGUCUGGUCUCUUAGCAUAAAUACUAGGACACUGUCAUUUGGCUCCUUUUAUCCAUGCACAAGCACAGUGCUGCACAGAGAUCUUAGGAAUCAAGAACGAUCUGGACCAGUGGGUUCUGGACAAAAUGCAGAAGGAAACCAAGACUAAAAUCUUGUUUUUUGUGAUCAUGGUGGGCUCAGUGUGCAUGUUAACGGCGGUGGUGACAGACCACUGGGCCGUGUUGAGUCAUCGAGUGGAGAACGUAAACACAACAUGUGAGGCAGCCCACUUUGGCCUUUGGAGACUUUGUAAGAAACACAUCUAUAUUGAGGAUGAGGAAUUAAUUGGUAAAGGUUGCGGACCCAUCAGCUUACCGGGGGAAAUGAACUGCUCUUACUUCAGACACUUCACACCAGGGGAAGAUUCUGAGAUCUUUGAAGUUAAAACUCAGAGAGAAUACAACAUCUCAGCAGCUGCCAUAGCCAUCUUCAGUCUUGUCUUCAUGAUUCUGGGCACAUUGUGUGUGUUGGGUUCCCUCAGAAAGGGAAAGGACUAUCUGUACAAGCCUGCUGGCAUGUUCUUUGCUUUUGCAGGUCUGUGUGCCAUCAUCUCAGUAGAGGUAAUGCGUCAGUCAGUCAAGAGGAUGAUAGAAAGUGAGGAGACUAUCUGGAUCGAGUAUUACUAUUCUUGGUCUUUUGCGUGUGCAUGCACGGGUUUUGUCCUGCUCCUCCUCAGUGGAAUUGGUCUGUUGCUGGUCUCCAUGCCACAGAUGCCUAGAAAUCCCUGGGAAACCUGCAUGGACGCUGAGCCUGAACAAAUAUAGAGCAGGAAUUCCAGAUGCCAGCAGGUAAAGCACUGUCUCAAAUAUACAGUAUAUAGACCUCUUUGAUACAAUGUCAGAGAUUGACAAGCAGAGGUCAUAAAAUUCGCUCAGUAGCUUCCUUUCUCCCCCUUGCGAACUGGCUUCGAAGAAUAUAGGUGUGAAACACACCCCUUUUACUGUACAUCCAACCAUGCCAGCAAGAAGCCAAGCUUUUUUUAAUCUUUAUAUUAUUAUUAUUUACAUAUGUAAUAUUUAACAUCCUAAUUUAUAAAAUCUUUGAGAUGUAAUAUGAAGAGUGCAGCUGCCAUUAUGUAGCUGGAACUUUCGUGUAAUAAUGCUGUACAUUAACAGACAUACAUGGAACGUUUAAGACAAUGGGAUGGUUUAAAUGGAGAAGUGAUUUUUAGCGUGAAGGACUGAAAAAUUAUUAACAUCUGACUAGCAUAUGUUCAGAUGCUGAUGUAACUGGAAAAGUUCAUCUGCACUAAUUUGUCAGUGGUGCAGUGCAGUGGUGUAAUGCCACAAGAUUUUGCUCCAGAAAGCAUAAUUAAUAUCCUGUAAAUGGAUUUGUUUUAUUUUAUUUUUUAAGAUGUGUGAAUACUACUUUGGUUUUGUGCUUAAUAAAUCAAAUUUUAUUGGUAGCCAUUUCAACAAGCGUUCUCUUUUGCCUGGGCACAGUGAUGCUCUCAAAUGCCCUGAGCAGAAUGCAAAUGUUUGGUCUGCUGUGGUUACUGAAUACUUGGCCAGACAUUUUGGAAUAAAUUCAGAUCUUGCAGGUGCAAAGAAAAUGGCAUCAAUCUCAUUCUUAUGUAAAAAAGUAAAAUUAUUCUGAGACUUUCCAAGUCUACAGCUUCCUGAAAUGCACCCAAAAAACUGUGUUUACAAGCCUGAAAUGUAUAGGAUUUUUCUGUGAUUUAUAAUUUACAACCCUCUCAGAAACUGUGGUCAUUUUUGAGUCUGCACAAAACCGGUUUAUGUAUCCAGCUGUAACCUGUAGAUCAUAAAAAAAUCUUCACCAGAUUUUUGGGUGAUUCACCCUAUGUGUAUAAAAAAAGAUCUUAAAAUCAAAUUUAUUACCUAUUUGAAUUCAUCAGGCUUUUUGACAAUAAAUUAAAUACUACAGAACCUUUUAAACUUAAAGCUCAGUGGGCUUAAAAAGUCUUAUUAGACCUGGUUCCUCAAUAAACUUUUUUAUAAAGUUGGCAACUGGAUUUAGAAAGUGAGGAUUACUGUCACUGACAAACACCAAUAGGGUUUCAGAGCUAUAGCCUUGUUGGCAGCGCUUGGACAACCAAAGUUUGAGAACCUGCUUGCUUGUGGUCCUUUCCUUUUUUUUCUUUCAUCUCCUAUCAAUUCCUGUCAUUGCCAUUUCUGAAAAAAAAAAAAAAUAUGGGUGAACAUACUGACAACAAAUUUUGAGUUUGUAAUGGCAAUGAGAAUUGUCAUUUUACCACAUGCUGAGGCAAAUUCAUAAAAAAAUCAUGUUUAAUUGGACAGAUAAAACUUUGUAAUUAUUAUUUUUUUAUGUUCUUUGCAUGCAGAACAAGAGACCAUGGAUAUUUGGAUUGUGUUAUGCACCCCUACAGAAUAAAUGUAUUUCUGGUAUUACAACCCUAUGUCAUGUAUUUAUAAUAAAAAAGUAAGCUAACUCCCA